UUAUUAGAAUAAUGUGAAAGUUGCUAUCCUUGGGGCCAGUGGUGGGAUUGGCCAGCCCAUGUCAUUGCUUUUGAAGAACAACCCUAUGAUCACCCAUUUAUCCCUGUUUGAUGUUGCACACACUCCAGGUGUAGCUGCAGACCUCAGUCACAUCAACACCAGGGCCAGAGUCACUGGCCAUUUGGGCAUAGAACAGUUAAAGGAGUCUCUGGAUGGAGCUGAAGUUGUUGUGAUCCCUGCUGGAGUGCCAAGAAAACCUGGUAUGACUAGAGAUGACCUUUUUAAUACCAAUGCAUCUAUAGUUCGUGAUCUGACUGAUGCUUGUGCUCAGACUUGUCCAAAAGCUAUGAUCUGUAUUAUUGCAAAUCCUGUGAACUCAACAGUCCCAAUUGCAAGUGAAGUUUUCAAAAAAAGGGGAGUCUAUGAUUCAAACAGAAUUUUUGGCGUUACAUCACUUGAUGUAGUUCGAGCAAAUACUUUCAUUGCAGAAGCCAAGGGACUGGAUCCAACCCAAGUCAAUAUCCCAGUCAUUGGAGGUCAUUCUGGUGUGACUAUUAUUCCUGUAAUAUCUCAGGCAACUCCAGCAGUAUCUUUCAAAGCUGAUGAACUGGAUGCUAUGACAAAAAGAAUCCAGGAGGCAGGAACUGAGGUUGUAAAAGCGAAAGAUGGAGCAGGUUCAGCCACUUUGUCUAUGGCUUAUGCUGGUGCAAGGUUCACCAAUUCGUUACUUGAAGCUAUGAAGGGAAAGGAAGGAGUAGUGGAGUGUACAUUUGUAAAAUCUUCAGAAACAGAAGCUGCUUACUUUGCUUCUCCAAUUCUGCUUGGGCCAAAUGGAAUUGGCAAAAACCUGGGCAUAGGAAAACUUUCACCCUACGAGACUGAACUUGUCAAGACAGCCAUGCCAGAGUUAUUAUCGAACAUCAAGAAAGGGGAAGAAUUUGUAAAAACGAGCUAGUUAAAGUAAAUAGUUCAAGUGGCAAGUCUUUUCAUUAAAACCUUUGUGAGUUGAAUUAAGUAGUUUUGCUAUAAGAUUAUGCAAGUGUUAAACCAGAUAUCAUAAUGUAGAUAAAGUUUAUCCAAGUAAAAACAUAACACAAAUAACUAAGCUUUGUCAAGUAAUUUUAUUAAAUCACUAAGUAAAAAACAAAACUUAUUAAUAAAAACUUACCCAGUGAGUACACUGUAUAGGAGGUAACCUAUUAAGCAGUCCACAUUAUUACAAAAAAUUGUCUCCUCAGUUAGGUACAAGUUGUUUAGAAAUUAAACCCGAGUCUGGUCGGAACAAUACUGGUUAAUAGUGCUUUAAUGUGUACUUAUUCACUUUAAAAUCCAAACACUGUUUCAGUCAAGUUGUAGUGGGAUUUAAAGUAAUAUGUUUGUCUUUAGAAAUUAAAAAUUGUUUAUUGCAAGUUUAAUACUUUGUUCUGUAGUGAGAGAUAAUUCAUACAAUUGGAAGUUAAGUAAAAUACCACCAACUGUCAUCCCUUGAAGAAUUCGAACUCUUGGCAUUUUUUUUUCAAAAUCUUUUUAUAUUAAACAGCUUUAAUCAAUUGG
Messenger RNA from Limulus polyphemus (Atlantic horseshoe crab), 1554 nucleotides. It is a transcript of the gene Mdh2, whose product is annotated as malate dehydrogenase, mitochondrial-like. Bases 59 to 955 code for a protein of 298 amino acids. Gene Ontology annotation, cellular component: cytoplasm; mitochondrion. Gene Ontology annotation, molecular function: L-malate dehydrogenase (NAD+) activity. NCBI's taxonomy places the organism in Eukaryota, Metazoa, Arthropoda, Merostomata, Xiphosura, Limulidae. The record is from RefSeq and is a predicted model, not a curated record. The transcript has 7 exons. Gene Ontology annotation, biological process: carboxylic acid metabolic process; tricarboxylic acid cycle.